CGCGCGGGCAGGGGCUUUGCUAACUGCCAAGCAGGAAGUGAGCGCGGGGAAGAGCUGCGGAGGAGGCGCUGGAGGAGGCGCUGGAGGAGGAGGGGCGCGCGGAGCCACUGAGAUUUGCUGCCCGCGCGUCGGAACUGCAGGGCUCCCUGGCUCCGCACCCGGCUCUCCUCCCCAGUCCCGGAGGCCGCCCAGGCCCCUCGGGCGCCCGUCGGCCCCACCCCGCCCCCAUGGCUUCUCCGGACGACCCUCUGCGCGCAGAUCAUUUGGCAAAGGAACCAGUGGAAGACACAGACCCCAGCACUAUAUCCCUUAAUACGUCAGACAAGUAUCCCAUUCAAGACACAGGACUCCCUAAAGAAGAGGAGUGUGAUCCAAUUACUUUGAACUGCCCAGCAAAUUCCGAUGUGCAGCACCAGGGAGAAGAAAAUGGCUUUCGAGACAGUACUGGAGACCCCCUUUCAGAUGUGAGCAAGGAUGUGUCCUGCACGGAGACCUGUUCCUGUCCCUCCUGUUCGCUGCAAGUCCCCACCAUCAGCGACUUGCUCAAUGACCAGGACUUACUAGAUGUGAUCAGGAUAAAGCUGGAUCCCUGUCACCCAACAGUCAAAAACUGGAGGAAUUUUGCAAGCAAGUGGGGCAUGCCCUACGACGAGCUGUGCUUCCUGGAGCAGCGACCGCAGAGCCCCACCCUGGAGUUCUUGCUCCGGAACAGUCAGAGGACGGUGGGCCAGCUGAUGGAGCUCUGCCGGCUGUACCACCGGGCCGACGUGGAGAAGGUGCUGCGCAGGUGGGUGGACGAGGAGUGGCCCAAGCGGGGGCGUGGAGAGCACCCCAGGAACUUCUAGACCUUGGCUCCUUCUCAUUGGCCUCUCGGACAUUGAAACACGCGCAGGUUAAGGAGCAAUGUGAAUCUGUUCUUUUUCUUCUCUUUUCCCACAUUGUGCUGCGUGCAGGAUCUUAGUUCCCUAGCCAGGGAUCGAACCCAUGGUGCCUGCCCUGGGAGCGUGGAGUCUUAACCACUGGACCGCUGGGGAAGUCCUGACUCUGUUCUUUUCCAGGUUUAGGAGAAGGGCCCAGAGCCAUGGACACUGGUUUUCCCCAGAGCUGGCAGUUUUGUGGAGGGGUCGGGUAUGUUUUUGGUGGUGGAAUUUCCUUUAGUUUUGCACAUCUGUUUUAAUUUAAUAUUUGAAUCUGGAAUUGGGGAAGAUGUGUUGUAAGCUCCUACGGGGACCAGGGCCAAAUCUAUAAUCGGAAUGGAUUCAUGCCAUGAUGAAAAUAAAAGUUCCCCUCCUUUAAAUACUGAAGAUUGAGACUGGAGCUAAGAUGGUUGAUGGCUCCCAAAAGUCAUCAUCCGCAAGAUCCGGGAUGAGUAUUGACACUCCCACAGUUUAGAAGAAAACCACAGAGAGCAGUCACCCUUUACUCUGUUACUCUUUUUGUUACAAAGUGCAUAAGUGAACUUACAGGUUACUGGCAUUAUGUAGUGAUACACUCUAGGACACAGGUGCCCUCUUUCUCAUUCAAGCACUUGCAUAAUCUGGGUGCUGUCAAAGAGGUCUUUGCUUGAGUAUUUUUGAAAGAAAUGUUUAUUAAAACAGUUGGUUAUUGGGAAGACAAAGUCAGGAAUUAGCAGGGUAAUAAGGACCACCACGGGAAAGGUAUUGACAAAGAGUUGGCCCUCCCAGUAUCCUUGCCUUUUUAAAAGUUAAUUUAAUAUUUAUUUCUAUGUCUUUUCUAUCAGGUCAAGUGUUUUGCCCCAGAGAGAAAGCUCAGUUGAGAAAUAAAUAAAAAUCUGGGGAGGGAGGAGGGGUUCAGGAUAGAAGGGACACAUGUAUGCCUGUGGUCAGUUCAUAUUAAUGUAUGGCAACAUCCAUCACAAUAUUGUACAGUUCAGAUAUUGUACAUCACAAUUCAGCCCAUAGGUGAAAGGCAACCCCCUCUAAAACCUAUUAUCUCAGCUUAAGACAGAGCCUCAGUAUGACCCAGCACAUUAGCCAAGAAAGAGAAAUCUUUAAUGAUGAUAUUGGAAGGGGAGCUGUGCUUUAAAAUCCAAAUUUUAGAGGAUUAACCAAAUGAAAGAUUAGAUCCAAAGAAUAUCCAGAAUUCUUGUUUGAUGGUUUACUGUGGAAGCUGUGGAGGAUGGGAGGGAAGCCUUGGUUUACUUGACAGUUUCAUAAAAGUGCUAUUUGGUUUUGGCUAUAGGCUUAGAAAAUUAAGGUACUUCAUCCAGUUUGGGAGGAUUCCGUAUAAAUCCCUGACUAAAAGAAGCAAAAGUGGUGACUAACAUUAAUAGAAGUAUAAGAAAGAUUAGGAUUAACUCAAAGUUAUUUUCUAAACCACUGACAUUUUUCCCCCACUGUUUAUAGCAGUUACAGAGGUUGCUGAUAUGUAGUCAUCAAAUGUUAUCUCUAAACUUGCAAAAUUACUGUAGAGACCUACCAAUCACUUCCGAUUUAGUCAGUGUUAGUCACACCUAGCUCGUCAGAUUUAGCAGAUAAAUGCCAAGUUUAUCAAAAGAUGUACUUAAAGCAGCAGUCAGAAAUAAAAGGUAAAUUUUAAAAACUGAGUUCUUUUGCAGCUUGACGUCCAAUGGGGUGGUUGUUACAUGUUGCUUGUCUGCCCUGUUCUUGGCACUGUACAGAACAUCUGAUUUUGUACCACGUUCGAGAUCCCAGGUGGAGCAAUGGUGAAGAAUCUGCCUGCCAGGGCAGGAGACGCAAGAACUCGGGUUCUAUGCCUCGGUCGGGAAGCUCCCCUGGAGGAGGAAAUGGCAGCCCUCUCCAGUAUUCUUGCCUG
Molecule: messenger RNA, 2796 nt
Organism: Capra hircus (goat)
Lineage: Eukaryota; Metazoa; Chordata; Mammalia; Artiodactyla; Bovidae
Gene: EDARADD
Product: EDAR associated death domain
Exons: 6
Coding region: 228-845 (205 amino acids)
Biological process (GO): signal transduction
Molecular function (GO): protein binding
Source: RefSeq, a predicted model, not a curated record